This is a messenger RNA of Aphidius gifuensis, 1361 nucleotides long. RefSeq lists its product as uncharacterized. Lineage: Eukaryota; Metazoa; Arthropoda; Insecta; Hymenoptera; Braconidae. The coding region runs from base 284 to 1342 and encodes 352 amino acids. The transcript has 6 exons. The record is from RefSeq and is a predicted model, not a curated record.
UCAUCACCGUUGAACGUUCCUCUGUAUGAUGAAUUUUGAAAAACAUCAAUCCUAAUCAACCAAGUUAAUUAGACAAAAAGAAUUUAAUUUACAACAAAUAAUUUGAAAACUUUUAUCAAACUUUUAUCAGUAUCAAGAAAAUAAAAAAAAAAGUGUGAAAAAAUUAAUGUAAUUUCUCGUUUUUUGUUCUAUAAAAUAAACAACUAAAAACAUUAUUUAAGACCACGUCAUAAUUUAAAUUAUAUUUUUGAAUGUACAGAGUAUGUCAACCUGAGUUUUUAUCAUGAUGAUUUUAUCGCAACGAUCGUUAUCAACAUACAAAGAUUCUGACAAUAUGUGGAAAAUUUUGAUCCUGUUACUGUGCACAAUAGCAGGUAUAACGUCAGGCAAUAAUUUUGAUGUUCAAACAAAUAAUAUUUAUUCACCAUCGAUUAAUCGAGAAAAAGAUGGACAAGAUUUUGAUGGAAUUAGACGAUUUGCUUGUCCUUAUGGUUUUUUUCGAUUAAAAAGAAAUUGUUAUCAUCUAAGUGCAAAAAUUGCAAGAUGGAUAGAUGCAUAUCAUGAUUGUCGUGAUAAAAAUUCAACUCUUGCUGUACUUGAUAAAAAAGGAAAAGAUAGACAACUUCGAAAAUAUUUAAUGAGCGAACAAUUUACCAAACUUGAAAGAUGGAUUGGUGGUAUUUAUAAUUGGCUUCAAAUGUCAUGGAAAUGGGGUGAAACUGGUGAAAAAAUUGAAUUUGAAAAUUUUUCACGACUAAAUAAUUCUGAGUUAAAUAAUAAUCCUAAAGAAUAUGCAUGGCAUUGUAUUGUUCUUGAUCCAACUGACAAAUACAAAUGGAAUCCAAGAAUUUGUCUUCAACAAAAACACUACAUAUGUGAAGUACCAGCUGGACGUAUUGGAAGAAGAAGAAAAAAAACAAUUGAACAGGAUCAAGCGCCACUAAAUCAAAAAUUAAAACAAAAAAAAAAAUCAAAUAAAAAGUAUGGAAAGAAUAAUCAACAACAAAAUGAUAAUCCAUUGAAAAAUAAAGAAUUUUUAGCGAAGAAAGAUAAUGCAAAUGGAAAAUCAAAUCAUGGUGUUAAUUCAAGAUCAAGACCUUUAUCACAAAAGAAAUCAUUAACUGAGAGAAAACGUAUGGGUACUCGUCAUCAACCAAAUCGAAGAAUACAUCAAAAUAAAAAUCCAAUACCACAAAAUGUCAAACAACCAGUUUUUAAAACAUUCACUGGUGAUGCAUCAAAAAAAGGACAACCUUGGCAACUUGCUGAUGAAAAUAAACUUCAACAAUUCCAAGCACAUAUUAAUGAUUUUACACGAGAAGAAAUUUUAUUAAAAAUAUAAUUAAUUUAAAAAAAAAAAA